AUGCACAUACUCCUGCCCCUGGUGGUCCUUCUCCUACCCCCCAAGACUGAAGCAGGGGACAUCAUCGGAGGCAAAGAAGCCAGACCCCACUCCCACCCCUACAUGGCAUUUCUUCAGAUCAAGACUCCUGAGGGCUGGAGCAGUUGUGGGGGGUUCCUGGUGCGUGAGGACUUCGUGCUGACAGCAGCUCACUGUGAGGGAAGCUCUAUAAUCGUGAAACUGGGGGCCCACAACAUCGGCAGGCAGGAGAGGACCCAGCAGAGCAUAGGUGUGCGCAGAGCGAUCCGCCACCCUCGCUAUAAUCCUCAGAACAUCCAGAACGACAUCAUGUUACUGCAGCUGGAGAGGAGUGCCAGGAGGAACCAAGCUGUGCAGACGCUGAGCCUGCCACAGUCCCAGCACAGGCUGCCUCCACAGACCCUGUGCAUGGCGGCCGGCUGGGGCCUGGUCGGCCUGAACAGGGCAACCCAGAAGCUCCAGGAGGUGCAGUUAAGAGUGCAGCAGGACCAGGAGUGCAGAAGGCGCUUUAGCACCUACGACAGCCGAACGCAGAUUUGUGUGGGGAGCUCCAGGGAGAGGAAGAGCGUCUUCAACGGGGACUCCGGGGGCCCGCUGGUGUGCAACGGUGUGGGCCAAGGCAUCGUCUCCUAUGGAAGCCAUAUGGGCAACCCUCCAGCCGUCUUCACCAGGGUCUCGAGCUUCAUACCCUGGAUAAAGAGAACAAUGAGGCGGUUCAAACAGUGAGAAUGAGACACACACACUCACCCCCUCCGCUUCCACCCCUGCUGAUGGAUUCUUCUUCUCUGGGGCAGAGGCCAGCCCCAGGGGGGUUACCAGAGCUUUAAUAAGUGUCCGUGUCUGAGUGAAAUAACCAGUUUUUCAAUUGUCCUCUCAACGUCAUUCAGUUCACAACAGAUGUUUUCCAGCACUGAGUCUGAGCGCCUCCAGAAAAAGGGGCUUCUUCCCCAAACAAAUGAUGACCCUGUAUGAUGCGCAGGAUGAACUUCUUACUCCCUCCUCCAAGCCAUCUGUGCCCUGGUCUCCUCUAUACCUGCUCCCCACCCCCAAACCUGGUGAAUGAUGGAAAGACUUCUGUCUCCCGGGGGACACUAGACAGUAAAGAAUUUUCCAGAACCCUGACCACUGUCACCACACGUAGGACAGGCUGACCAGAGGACAGAACAGAAGCAUCACACAAGGCCCCAUUUAAUACAUGAUGAAAGCGGCCCCUUAAUUUCUGCGGGGAAAUGAACUUUUCUUAGACUGUGCUACUACCACAUAGUUAUUUGGAGGGGAAAAGUAAAAUUGGAUCAACCCUUCAUAGCAUAAACCAAAAUUACCUCAAAUAUAUCAGAGAUCAGAAUAUGGAAAAGUAAACCAUAAAUAUACUAGAAAAAAAGAAAAGUUCUUGCUUAAAAUAUAGCUAAUUGGGUGCCCCCCCUGGUGGCGCAGCAGGUUAAAGCACAGCACUAAGAAGCUAAAGCCAC
This is a messenger RNA of Condylura cristata (star-nosed mole), 1487 nucleotides long. RefSeq names its product cathepsin G-like. Gene Ontology annotation, cellular component: cytoplasm; intracellular membrane-bounded organelle. Lineage: Eukaryota; Metazoa; Chordata; Mammalia; Eulipotyphla; Talpidae. The transcript has 5 exons. Gene Ontology annotation, molecular function: serine-type endopeptidase activity. The record is from RefSeq and is a predicted model, not a curated record. The coding region runs from base 1 to 744 and encodes 247 amino acids. Gene Ontology annotation, biological process: proteolysis.